AUGAAGUUCGGUCAUGUGCUUGUUCCACUCUUUCUCUUUCUCUGUGUGUUGGUUUGGAGCUGCUCUGAGACUGUCCAGUGCCAGGCCCAAACCCUACCUCAAAGUGAAGUGGACGCACUAAAGAAGAUUGGGGAGAAGUUGGGUAAGCAUUGGAACUUCACUGUAAACCCAUGCAGUGGGACCUCCGGAUGGGUGGAUCCCUCCAACUCCAACCGGGAUGUGACGGCCAAUGUUACGUGCAGCGCAUGCAAGGCCAAUGACUGCCACGUCACUAGCAUCGUCCUCACUGGCCAAAACCUCACUGGUUCCCUCCCCGGGGAGUUCUCUAAUCUCACUUUCUUGCAAGUCAUAGAUCUCAGUAGGAAUUAUCUCAAUGGCACUAUCCCUGUUGUGUGGGCUUCAAUACCUCUCAUCGACCUUGUGCUUACGGGAAAUUGCAUUACUGGACGAAUUCCUAAUGAGCUCAGUAGGAUCACUACCCUUGAAUCCUUAUAUUUGGGAAGUAACUUGAUUGAAGGCCCGCUUCCACAGUCUCUUGGCAAUCUAACAAACUUGGCGAUACUUGAACUUACAGCAAAUGCCAUCAAUGGGGGGCUGCCAGAGUCAUGGGGCAAUCUUAAAAAUAUGAUUUACUUCCUAAUCGGUGGCAAUCCCAUCACUGGCAAAAUUCCUGAUUUCAUUGGAAAUUGGACACAACUAGUGGAAUUAGAGAUGCUAGGCACCUCCAUGGAAGGGCCUUUUCCUCCCAUCUUCUAUACAUCGGGAAACAUGAGAAAGCUGGAAGUUUCUGACCUGAUAGGAGGUGAUGGGAAGUUUCCACCAUUGCAGAACAUGACAGGAAUGCAUUCCUUGGUUUUGAGGAACAUGUCAAUAACUGAUGCACUACCUACUUAUAUUGGGAAUAUGACAAUGCUCUACAACUUAGAUUUAAGUUUUAAUGCCUUGACUGGACCGAUUCCAGACACCUUACAAAUCCUGAAGUACCUUCAAUAUUUGUUUCUUAACAAUAACAAGCUAACUGGAGCAAUACCAGAGUGGAUGUUGACAAGUGGAAUUCACAUUGAUAUGUCUUACAACAGUUUUGACGCACACAAUGCACCAUGCUAUUGCUCUACAGGCAUUGUGAAUAUGGUAUCUAGUUAUUCAUCAACAGAUGACAAUUCGAUAAAACCAUGUUUGAAGAGGAACAACCCCUGCUCUGGGGUACCAGAAAAUGACAAAUUGUUUAUAAACUGUGGCGGCAGCAGUAUGACCAUUGAUGGGAAUGAGUAUGAAGACAACAUCGACAUUCAAGGGGCAUCAUAUUACCAUGCUAAUGGAGAAAAAUGGGCUUUUAGCUCUAGCGGUUACUUUCUGGGCAACGAAGACCAAUCAUAUGUUGUGAAUAAUGUGUCGCCUAUAGUAGGCGCAUCCAAUGCUAAUCCUAAAUUGUAUACCACCGCUCGUCUGAGCCCCCUCUCACUUACAUACUAUGGUCUUUGCCUUCAGAAUGGAAAUUAUACAGUGAACCUGCACUUUGCUGAGAUAAUGUUCACUGAUGAUCAAACUUAUUCCGCUGUAGGAAGACGCUUCUUUGAUGUGUCUAUUCAGGACGAGAGGGUCUUGAGGGAUUUCAAUAUUGCAAAAGAAGCUAAUGGGACAGGUCGGGCAAUCAUCAAGAGCUUCAAUGCUAUGGUAAAUAGCAACACUCUGGUGAUUCAUUUGCAGUGGGCUGGGCAAGGGACCAGGAACAUUCCUCAUUGGGGGGUAUAUGGACCUUUAAUUUCAGCUAUCUCAGUUACACUCAACGACUUUAAGCUGGAUGCUCAUGAAAAUCUUGAGUUAUAUAAAGGGACAUUUAUGGGCAUUUUGUUUGCUGGUUGUGUGAUGAUUUUCUUGGUCUCAGUAUUCAUCUUGUUUUUCUGGAUAAGAAAAGAUGCUGAAAACAAUGAACUUCGAGGACUGGAGCUACAGACCGGAUUUUUUACAUUAAAACAGAUCAAAACCGCAACCAGGAACUUUGAUCGUGCAAAUAAGUUAGGAGAAGGGGGAUUUGGACCAGUUUACAAGGGUAUUCUGCCAGAUGGUUCUCUGAUUGCGGUGAAGCAACUUUCUUCAAAGUCUAGGCAAGGGAAUCGCGAAUUUGUGAAUGAGAUAGGAAUAAUAUCAGCUCUACAGCAUCCCAAUCUUGUUAAGCUUUAUGGUUGUUGCAUUGAGGGAAACCAGCUAUUGCUAAUCUAUGAAUUCAUGGAAAACAACAGCCUCGCAAAUGCUCUGUUCGGUCCUGAAAAGAACCAACUAAAAUUGGAUUGGCCAACAAGGCUUAGAAUUUGUCUUGGCAUAGCUCAAGGCUUGGCAUAUCUCCAUGAGGAAACAAGGUUGAGAAUUGUUCAUAGAGACAUCAAGGCAACUAAUGUGCUGCUUGAUAAAGAUCUCAAUGCAAAAAUAUCUGACUUUGGCCUGGCUAGACUUUCUGAUGAAAAUGCAACCCACAUAAGCACUCAGAUUGCUGGAACUAUAGGAUAUAUGGCCCCUGAAUAUGCAAUGAGAGGUUACUUGACGGAUAAAGCGGAUGUUUACAGCUUCGGAGUGGUCAUAUUAGAGACUGUCAGUGGGUUGUGCAACACUAGCUACAGGCCAAAGGAAGACUGUCUGCAUCUUCUUGAUUGGGCUUAUAUUCUACAAGAGCAGGGCAGGUUAGUUGAACUUGUUGACAAGAGUCUAGGCCCAAACUAUUCAAAGGAAGAGGCAGUGAUGCUGUUGAGUCUAGCUCUCACAUGCACCAGUUCUUCUCCAUCUCUCAGGCCUACAAUGCCGGCGGUAGUGAACAUCAUUGAAGGCAAAAAGCCUGUGCCGGUGUUACCAAAGAAGGGCACAGGCUCAAACAGUGUUCCCAGCACUUGGGUUGGGGCCUUUGAGAUACUCUCUCACAACAAUAGGCCGUUGGUGAGUUCAUCAAAAUAUAAUGAGCCCUGGAUGGAGUCUGUAGUAAGUACAAAUGUUGAAGAGGAAGAAGACACUUCAUCGACAAGUGGGCUUAUUUCUGAUUACUCGCAUUAAUCAUUUGAUGGUUAUGAUUAUGACAGCCAUGAGACUGGAUUAAAAUAUUGGCCAGUCAGGGACAAACAGCGUAUGGU
Messenger RNA from Dioscorea cayenensis subsp. rotundata (Guinea yam), 3116 nucleotides. RefSeq names its product probable LRR receptor-like serine/threonine-protein kinase At1g53440. NCBI's taxonomy places the organism in Eukaryota, Viridiplantae, Streptophyta, Magnoliopsida, Dioscoreales, Dioscoreaceae. Gene Ontology annotation, biological process: protein phosphorylation. Bases 1 to 3039 code for a protein of 1012 amino acids. The transcript has 23 exons. Gene Ontology annotation, molecular function: protein kinase activity; protein binding; ATP binding. The record is from RefSeq and is a predicted model, not a curated record.